Durio zibethinus is the source of this 2889-nucleotide messenger RNA. Its product is annotated as receptor-like protein EIX2. The record is from RefSeq and is a predicted model, not a curated record. NCBI's taxonomy places the organism in Eukaryota, Viridiplantae, Streptophyta, Magnoliopsida, Malvales, Malvaceae. Gene Ontology annotation, molecular function: protein binding.
AUGGCUACCGUCAUAGUUCUUCUGAUCAUUCUAGCAAUGGCUGACAUUAACUUUAGCAAUGAAAUUAGCUCUAGCUCCAAUAGUCCUUGUAUUGAGAGUGAAAAACAAGCUCUUUUGAUGUUCAAACGAGACCUCAUAGAUUCUUCAAAACGGCUUGGUUCUUGGGCUCCCGAUCAUGAGGAUUGCUGUAGCUGGGAUGGAGUUGUCUGUGACAAUAGUACUGGCCAUGUCCUUGAUCUCCACCUUGGGCUUCCUCCUUUGGAUGAUACUACUGACUUUGAAUCUUAUUAUAGAUCAAACCUCAAAGGUAAGAUAAACCCUUCUUUGUCCAAUUUGAAGUAUUUAAGGUACUUGGAUUUAAGCAACAACGCAUUUGAAGGACUCCUACCUUACCAACUUGGGAAUCUGUCAAAUUUAGAAUAUCUCAAUCUGGGAGGUGAUACUCCAUUUAUUAUGAUGGGGUUAUUAUAUGUUGAGAAUCUCCAAUGGCUGUCUGGUCUUUCUUUACUGAAACAUCUUGAUUUGAGUUUCGUGAAUCUCAGCAGAGCUUCCAAUUGGUUGCAACUGAUAAACACAGUACUCCCUUCUUUGGAGGAAUUGAAGUUGUCAGGCUGUCAACUUCUUCCAGGCCCUCCAUUGCCAAAUGUUAAUUUGUCAUCUCUUGCCAUCCUUGACCUUUCCUCUAAUUAUUUUACAAAUCAAAUGGAUCUUGUAUGGGUGUCCAAGCUCAACUCCCUGGUUUUACUCGAUCUUGGAAUAAAUGAUUUUCAUGGACCCAUCCCUGAUGCUCUCCGAAACAUGACUUCUCUUAGAUUUCUUGAUCUUUCAUAUAAUUAUUUCAUUUCUUCAAUACCUGACUGGCUCUAUAGUUUUAGCUCUCUCCAGGUUCUCAGGCUUCAUUCUAAUCUAUUGCAAGGUGGCAUUUCUAGUGCCAUUGGCAACAUGACUUCUGUGAAUAAACUUUACCUGUCAGAGAAUGAACUUGAAGGAGAGUUUCCCAGAGCAGUGGGAAACCUUUGUAACUUGAGGUCAAUCUCUUUGUCAGGUAUGAGACUGAGCCAGGACAUAUCACAUAUCUUAGAAAUUCUGUCAGGAUGUUCCUCUCAUGGAUUUGAGUCAUUGGAUUUGGCUAAUUGUCAAAUUUUUGGUCAACUGACCGAUCAACUUGGACAUUUUAUAAACUUAACAGAACUUUAUUUGUAUGGUAAUUCAAUCUCUGGUUCUCUUCCAACUUCUUUAGGACAGCUUGCAAAUUUGAAAGCGGUCUCCAUUGAAAAUAAUUUGUUGGAGGGUGUUGUUUCCGCAAUGCACUUUGCUAACCAUACAAAAUUGAUAGAUUUUCGUGGAUCAGGCAACUCAUUGAUUUUGAAAGUCAAUCCUAACUGGGUUCCUCCUUUUCAACUUCGUUUCUUAGAGUUACGAUCUUGGCAUAUAGGGCCAUCGUUUCCCACGUGGCUUCGCUCACAAAAACAUCUAGCAGAUCUAGACAUCUCUAACUCAAAAAUUUCUGAUAGGAUUCCUCGUUGGUUUUGGAGAUUGUCAACUCAAAUGUCCUUUUUAAAUCUCUCUAGCAACCAAAUCUACGGGCAGAUUGAGUAUCUACCUAAGGUUGAUGGAAUUGUUGCUCUUGACCUCAGUUUCAACCAUUUUAGUGGUCCAUUGCCUCGAACCUCUAUAUAUUCCUCCCAUUCCAGGAUAGACCUUUCCAAUAAUUAUUUCUCGGGAUCCCUUUUCCAGUUUUUGUGUUAUCAGUUGAAUGACACCAUGGGAACAAGUAUUCUUAGUCUUGCUAACAAUCUGCUAUCUGGAGAAAUACCGGAUUGUUGGAUCAAGUGGCGAUCUUUGAUGGUCCUAAGACUAAAUGACAACAGAUUUACUGGUAGAAUUCCAAGCUCCAUGGGAAAUUUGCGCUCCCUUCAAUCGCUAAAUCUUUACAAUAACAACCUUCAUGGAGAAAUCCCUUUGUCUCUGAAAAAUUGCACAGGAUUGGAGGCAAUUAAUCUUGGCGGGAAUGAAUUAGAUGGCAACAUUCCAGGAUGGUUAGGCCAUAGCCUUCCGUAUCUGAUGAUUCUAAGUCUUCGAUCAAACAAGUUUCGAGGUAACAUACCAGACCAUUUAUGUGCUCUCGGUUCUCUCCAAAUUUUGGACCUUGCUAAUAACAAUCUCUUUGGGAGUAUACCAAGAUGUGUGAACAACUUCAGUGCCAUGGCCAGAGGGAAUGGUUCCAAGGACAGCAAUAUAAAUUAUGGUAAUAUUACUGGACCUACUUCUGAAUCUGCAUCAGUUGUGAUGAAAGGCCAAUUACUUGAAUACAGCAGCACUCUCAACUUGGUCAGAAUUGUAGAUAUCUCUUGCAACAAUUUGUCAGGAGAGAUCCCACAGGAAGUGACAAACCUCCAAGGAUUGCAAUCCUUAAAUUUGUCCCACAAUCAUUUAAUUGGAAAGAUCCCUGAAAACAUUGGUGGUAUGAAAUCACUAGAAUCUCUUGAUCUCUCUGUAAACCAGCUCUCCGGUUCGAUUCCACAAAGCAUGUCAGGUAUGACAUUUUUAAGCCACUUGAACGUCUCCUGUAACAAUUUGACUGGCCAAAUACCUUCAAGUACUCAGUUACAGAGCUUCAAUACUUCAAGUUACGCUGGGAACCAUCUUUGUGGAUCUCCAUUAGAGGACUGCAGUGAAAGUGGUAUAGAACCUAAUAUCAGCAAUGGAGGUAGAAGAAAUGGAAGGGGACUUGAAGUAAACUGGUUCUAUGUAAGCAUGGCUCUCGGAUUUAUUACUGGCUUUUGGAGUAUUUUGGGACCAUUGGUGAUUAGCAGACGAUGGAGGUUCAUAUACUUCAGAUUUUUGGAACAAAUGUGGCUUAAAGUAGGCAACUCUUUUUGUCACUAA